Molecule: messenger RNA, 2211 nt
Organism: Homalodisca vitripennis (glassy-winged sharpshooter)
Lineage: Eukaryota; Metazoa; Arthropoda; Insecta; Hemiptera; Cicadellidae
Product: acetyl-coenzyme A transporter 1-like
Exons: 11
Coding region: 79-1611 (510 amino acids)
Cellular component (GO): membrane
Molecular function (GO): acetyl-CoA transmembrane transporter activity
Source: RefSeq, a predicted model, not a curated record
CGGGAAUGUUUAGUCUCACCUCAACCGACACCUGAUAGAAAACUUACCAGCUUCUACCAGCGUUGUACCAGCUAAAUCAUGAGUAUACCGGAACAAGAAAUCCUGGCUGGAGAGACUGCUCAACCGCCCUGCAAGAAGAGCGCUUCUCUGGAAGGAGACCGGGCAAAUGUGUGUCUACUCAUGUUCCUGUACCUGCUACAAGGUAUACCCCUGGGUCUAGGGGAUGCAGUACCUAUGAUCCUACAGAGUAAAGGUGUCAGUUACAAUGAUCAGGCGAUCUUCAGUAUAAACACAUGGCCGUUCAGCGUGAAACUCCUUUGGGCCCCAAUAGUAGACGCUGUGUACUCCAACAGAUUCGGCCGCCGGAAAUCUUGGCUUGUUCCUACUCAGUUCCUCAUCGGUAUCUCAAUGCUGUGUCUAUCGUAUCGCGCUGAUUCCUGGAUAGACGAUCCUGCAGGACCUCGUAUAAUUCUCCUCACAGUGUUCUUCUUGGUGCUGACGGCUCUGGCAGCCAAUCAGGAUGUGGCACUGGACGGUUGGGCUCUCACUAUGCUCAAGAGGGAAAACAUCGGUUACGCUGCUACUUGCGGCAGUGUAGGGCAGACGGCCGGUAUAUUCUUGGGCUUCUUCGUCUUCAUGUCUCUGGAGUCUGCAGACUUCUGUAACGCCUACCUGCGGUCCGAGCCUCUGCCUUAUGGCGUCCUCACUCUCUCCAGUUUCCUGCACUACUUCGGCUGGGUGUUCCUAACGACAACGACACUUGUGAUGCUGUUCAAGAGCGAAGCGACGCCGCCCGCUGACGAAGAGCCGACCUUGGGAAUUCUGGAGACUUACAAGAAACUGAUACAGAUCAUACGUCUCCCAGCAAUGAAAUCAUUUUUAAUAUUCCUGCUAACAAUGAAUGUCAGUUUCAGUGCAUGUGACUCCAUCUCUUGGCUCAAGCUGGUGAGAGCGGGCCUAAACAGGGAGAAGUUUUCGCUGGCCACAACAAUUAUCAUCCCUAUUAAACUUUCACUGCUUCUUUUCUUCAGCAAACGCAUGACAAGCGAAAAAUCGAUGGAGGUCUUCACAAAAAUAUACCCCUUCAGAUUAGCUUUCAACUUGGUUGUAUCUGCCUUCAUCUGGGCAGCUCCCCUGAUGCUCGUAGGACAAGACGUUCCUCUCUAUUUUUACGGUUUACUGAUAUUUAUCUAUGGAUGCCCUCAGAUGGCUUCGUACUUCAUGAAGGCGACGAGGAUAGCAUUCUAUGCCCGUACGAGUGACCCAACCCUGGGAAGUACCUACAUGACACUCCUGGCUACUUUGUCCAAUCUGGGAAUGGCUUGGCCUCAUUCACUGGUCCUUCUUCUGGUGGAUCCCCUCACAUUCAGUCAGUGCUCCACUGAUCCUGAAAACACUUGCUCUAAUUCAAAAUGGACAAAGGAAUGUGCUGGGGAAUGUGAGACUUAUGUGGACGGUUACUAUGUGCUGAUUGCUAUAUGUACGGUGAUCGGACUCCUGUGGCUGAGGUGGGCAAUCCCUACAGUCAGGGAUUUGCAGAGAAAAGAUCCCCAGGAAUGGAAAGUCAGUAUACGGCGUCAGGAGAAGUCAGAAAAUUCGCAGUUUUUAUAAGCAAAUAAAAUAUCAUGUCCAGAUACAGAAUCUCCUCGAUAAGUAAUGAAAUCAAUGUGUCUGAUUCUGUAAGGUGUGACGCGUAUUGUCUUUGAAUUGAUUUACAGCAGAUAACACAAUACUGUAAAUUAAUGUAUGUCUGAAGAGAGCGCUAGAGCUGCCAUCUGUGGAGUGAGAGGUUUAGUAGCAAAUACUUAAACGGUAAUAAUCAAUGUUCAGUGGCGCGCCCUAUCGUAGGACGUCACAAUUCACUGAAAUAAUCCCUUACGAUUGCUACUAUUUUUAAAUUUUUAUGAUGAAUUAUUAAGAACAAUUCUUAAGAACCCAACAUACUUCUUCAACGAGCUUUAUACCUACUAUAACAAAUCCUUGUUAUUAGUGCUCUUUUGCAUUUUUCUCUUCACCAGACAAGUAAUAGUAGUAUCUUGAUAAUGACACACAAUUAAGAGUUAGUACUAUUAAAGGAAGAUAACGUAUUUUACAAUUGUUCUUAAGUUUUUUUAUUAAACUUAUUUCCUGUUGUAGACCACUAGAUGAAUGGAUGAUUUGUUUGUGUUAAAUGUAAGGUAUAAAUAAAAAUAUUAUUUUGCUGAAAAUGAA